AAAAUGAAUCAUCUGCAAAAAGAAAAAGCUUAACGGGUGCUCAAAAAGCAGAAAUAUGUUACCUAAAACAGAAAGAAAAAGAUAGGUGGUUAUCACUUGAACCAGAAUCUGGUGAACCUCCUGAACCCUUAAAUAUUAAGGAUGCGAUUGAUUUUACUGCCACUGCUUGGAAAAAAAAUUCUAGUUUAACUAAUGAAUCAGAUCUUACAGAUGAAAUUCAGAAUUUAAUUGGACAGUUACCUCUGGACCAACCCAUGAGUGCGCAUCAAUAUAUAAUUGCUGAUAAUAAUCUUAUUGCUACUAAGAUUCCAACUGAUGAAGAAAUAAUUGAGUCUGUUAAGAAUCAUGAAUGCAUUGAACCGGAAGAUAAAAGUCCAAAAAAAUUAAUCUCCUUUGUUCAGGCCUUGGAAUUUAUUAAAGGAAUCUCAUCUUUCCUUGAGCAACAACCUGAUGGUAAUUUCAAAGUUAAAGAUUCUUUUAUUCGGGGUUUAAGACAACUUAAAAAAGAAGUAAAUAUUAAGCAUAUUGCUUUAAAACAACAAGCCACCUUAGAUACGUUUAUUCAUAGUACAAAUUAA
Cetraspora pellucida is the source of this 578-nucleotide messenger RNA. The record is from the annotation of a GenBank genome assembly. NCBI's taxonomy places the organism in Eukaryota, Fungi, Glomeromycota, Glomeromycetes, Diversisporales, Gigasporaceae.